AUGAACUGGCAGUUCCAGGCCACCUGUCUUUUCCCACUGUUCCUGGUUGGCUUCUGUCAGGAGAUCCUAAAGCCACAAAUGGUGAAGAUGGAUUGCAACAAAGGGGUGACUGGCACCAUCUAUGAGUAUGGAGCCCUCACUCUCAGUGGUGAUGAGUACAUCCAGUUCAAAAACUAUGCUGGCAAGCAUGUCCUCUUUGUCAACGUGGCCACUUAUUGUGGCUUGACAGCUCAAUAUCCUGAACUGAAUGCACUUCAGGAGGAGCUGAAGCAUUUAAAUGUCAUUGUGUUGGGCUUUCCUUGUAAUCAAUUUGGAAAACAAGAACCAGGAAAAAACUCAGAGAUUCUCUCUGGGCUCAAGUAUGUGCGUCCAGGUGGUGGCUUUGUCCCCAAUUUUCAGCUCUUUGAGAAAGGGGAUGUAAAUGGAGAAAAAGAACAGGAGGUCUUUACAUUCCUCAAGAAUUCCUGCCCUCCAACCUCUGAACUUUUGGGUUCUUCAAAACAACUCUUCUGGGAGCCCAUGAAGGUCCAUGAUAUCCGCUGGAAUUUUGAGAAGUUCCUGGUGGGGCCUGAUGGAGUCCCUGUCAUGCGCUGGUUCCACCAGAUUCCAGUCAGUACAGUCAAAUCGGACAUCCUGGAAUACCUAAAGCCGUUUGAUACCCAGUAG
Marmota flaviventris (yellow-bellied marmot) is the source of this 666-nucleotide messenger RNA. RefSeq names its product glutathione peroxidase 6 (gene Gpx6). Gene Ontology annotation, molecular function: glutathione peroxidase activity. Gene Ontology annotation, biological process: response to oxidative stress. The record is from RefSeq and is a predicted model, not a curated record. NCBI's taxonomy places the organism in Eukaryota, Metazoa, Chordata, Mammalia, Rodentia, Sciuridae.